CAAAGUGUGGUGGUGCUAGAUGGAACCUCGCGCAGUCUAAUAGCAUAGGCUCCGCGGCCAUAAAGUGGACAGAAGCGUGGAUUUGUGGGCACCAUAUGCUAUAUUCACGUUUCAGAUGGGAGAAUAACGAAGAGAAAUAGGGUUCCACCUGUUUGAAUAAAUCAGCGAGAUCUUAAAUGAGUCAGCUGACCCUCUUUGUUUUCCUCCCUCCCUCCCGUCUCUCUCUCCCUCUUUGUCAUUCCUCUCCCCACUAUCUGCAGGCUGAGAUGGUAGCGAGGUCCACAUCUUCAUAGAUUCUCCCUCCCCUGGUCCACGGACUCUACGUUCUACGUCAUGGAGAAGAUCUCCACCCAAAGACUUUAGUUCCCCAUUCCUCCAUUUGGAGGGUGAAGGAGAGUCCCGUCGUCUUGGACGUAGCUGCACAACCUGCUGGAGAAAGUGAAGAGAAACAUGUAGUAUUUCUUUCUCCACCCAGGGGGGAGGGUAGAUUUACCUUUAGUUUCUUUCCCCCAUUGAUUUAAGUGUGUUUUAUGUGAGCCGAGAUGGUCCUCCACACCUCACCCUACUCCAGUGCCUUCCUACGCUGCCUCAGCAGCCUGUCGUGGGGCUUCAUCUUCCCCUGCUACUGGCUGCUGGACCGCCUCCUGGCCUCCUGCGUGGCCACCACUCUGGAGAAGCGCCGGCGCUCCCAGGACCCCUGCUCCUUCAUGACUCUCUAUUUGCUGGUGUCCACGCCCCUCUACCUGCUGCUCCUCCUGGCCUCGCUGCCCUUCGCCCUGCUUGGCUUCCUGCUGUGGGCUCCCCUGCAGGUGGUCCGCCGUCCCUAUCUGUACACCCACCGCCGGCCGGACAAGAACCAGGCCGAACAGGGUGGCGCCGCAUCACUGGCCGACUGGAGGCCGCAGGGCCGCAGUUUCUGCUUCGGCAGCGCCAACGUGUGCCUGCUGCCAGACUCCCUGGCACGCUUCAACAACUUGUCCGAGACCCAACGCCGCGCCUACAAGGUGGGUAAGCGCAUCCGGAACGGGGCGAGCCGACCGCAAAUAAAGAUAUACAUCGACUCGCCCACCAACACUUCUAUUAGCGCCGCCUCCUUCAGCAGCCUGGUCACGGGCUUCCGGCGCACUUCCUCGCUGGACCAGCGGCCCGAGAACACGGCGGAGGCCGAGACCGAACCCCUCGCCGAGUGUCCAAUACACACCGCGGGCGCCGACUGUCCAAUACACCCAACUGGCGAACAGAGCUCAUCCGACUGCCCCGUCCACGCAGCCGGUGAAGAGAAUGCGCCGGACUGCCCCCUUCACGCUGCCGCCGUCCAGAACACCUCCGACUGCCCGGUGCACAGCGCAGGAGCCCAGAACUCCCCGGAAUGCCCCAUGCACGCCUCAGCGGUGCAGAUCAGUAUCAGCGCCCCGGAACCGGAUCCCCCGGAGGUCCAGACAGGGAACCACCACGGCGAGGCGGACAGGGAGAGCAUGACAGGGGCAGUGACCUCAAACAACACCCUCUCUCACCGCACCUCCGUGUUCAAGAAGCACACCGGUCGCAAGAGGCGCCACGGUGACGACGGCUUCGACCACGAGAUUUCGGCCUUCUUCCCGGCCAACCUGGACUUCCUGUGUCUGCAGGAAGCAUUCGACCACCGGGCGACGUCCAGGCUGAGGCAGCAGCUUCACCGAUACUUCCCCUACGUGGUGAGCGACGUGGGCCGCUACGCCUGGAAGGGUUGCUGCUCCCGCUUCAAGUUCCUCAACAGCGGCGUUAUGCUCGCCAGCCGUUACCCCAUCUUGGACGCCCACUACCAGUGCUACCCCAACGGACGGGGGGAGGAUGCCCUCGCAGCCAAAGGAGCCCUAUUCGUCAAGGUACAGGUGGGAACCUCCAGUCAGGAGCAGAGGGUUGUGGGAUACCUCGCCUGCACCCAUUUACACUCCAUUGAAGGAGAUGCAGCUGUGCGUUGUGAGCAGUUGGAUCUGCUCUUGGCAUGGGGGGCAGAGUUCCGCAAAGCGACGUCCCGCCCCUCAGAGGAGAAGGGUCUAGAGGACCAGGUGGCCUUUGACGUUGUCCUCGGGGACCUCAAUUUCGACAACUGCUCCUCAGAGGAUAAGCUGGAGCAGCAACAUGCCCUGUUCACCCAGUACAAGGACCCCUGCCGCCUGGGGCCAGGGGAGGACAAGCCGUGGGCUCUGGGUACACUACUGGACACCAGUGGGCUUUAUGACGAGGAGGUCAGCUCACCAGAGAGUUUACAAAAAGUGAUGGAGAAUGAAGAGGGGAGGAAGGAAUACUUGGUGUUCCCCACAAGUAAAAACCAAUGUCCAAAUCAGAAGGGCAGAAAGAUCCCCCUAAAGGGCAACGGGAGGAGGAUCGACUACAUCCUUUACAACGAAGAAGUGCAGCAGGACUGGAAAGUGGACAUUGAGGAGUUCAGCUUCAUCACCCAGCUGGCUGGCCUCACCGACCACCUGUCUGUGGCCAUGCGCCUGGCCGUGUCCACCGGGGAGGAGGAGCCGUAGUCCACACCCUUUACACUGCCACGGAGGAAAACAGAACAGAGAGGGAAAAGAGAGAGAACUAAAAGGACUCGGGCCUGAGAAAGAGAGAGAGAGCAUGAAAUAGAAGAAAUGUAUGGACAUGAAGAGAAUGAAAAAGAGGAGCAGAUGCAGAAGAGUCGUGUGAUUCAGAGAGAAGCUGAUGCUGAGUGAUAAGAGAGCUUGUUAUGUGUCAGAGUUCUGGACUGGGUCCUGAGGGACGCAGCCAAUUGACUCACACACACUGUUUCAAUUUGACUCAUGCACCUGUACAUGCACUCUACUUUUUCCACUCCUGGUCCUCGUGGACUGUGUGCUCCCUAAUGACGGAGUCCCAAUGAUUGAUUUACUACAAAUCAUUUUCUGUAUUUAGGUACCUUUCAGUUUUAGGCCUAAUUUAUGUCAGACCUUAUGUUUUUCCCUGAGGGGCUUGGAAGUGUGGGACCUUUGUUGUUCAUUUGUCUGAUUAAACCCUGGAAAUAUGAGCCUUCUCCUUAGUCCUGGUAAUAUAGGAUGAGCCUUCUCCUUAGUCCUGGUAAUGUACUGUAGGAUGUAGCCUGGUUUCCUGUGGUCCUCUAUGUAUCUGUGCUGACGUGUUUCUUCCUCUAGUAUCCUCACUCCAAUUCAAGGAACCUCAGCAAAAGUGUCUUUUUUUCUAACUCUUUCUAAAGGUUUCUAUGGUCACUGUACCAUCUUUGUGGGGAGUUUUAAACACCUGCAUUUAAUACUUUACAUUUAUAAUGGAGAGGUUAUGUGAAAACCAACAUCUUUGACUGGCAACUGUUGUUUUCGAGGAUAACACUAAUAGGCAUGACGUGUUUCAGGGCAGUUGGUUGGUUGGUUGAUUGUUUUGGAGAGCUAAGCAGUGAGGCCUGAUAUGAUUAGAUAAAAGGGAACUUAUUCAGCAGGGCCUGGGGGGUGGGGGGUUCUGCAUGGGAAGGUGAAUUAGGGAUAUCAAAUAGCAAUCCUUUGAUUAUCUGUGGGGUUCUGAUGACAGACUGUUUGGGUUGGAAGCCUUGUCUCCAGGGCGAUAAGCAUGUUCCCCUGAUGAUACAACCUAAAAUGCUGCCAAUGUUUCUGCAUGAAAUGCCACACCUGCCAAUUCGCCACAAUCACACACACAUAACAUACACAGAUAUAUUACUUGGUGUUUAAACACAGAUAACAUACACAGACUCAUAUAUAAAACAUAGCCAUUACACACACGGCACAUACACAGACUCAUAUAUAAAACGUAGCCGUUACACACACGGCACAUACACAGACUCACAUAUAAAACGUAGUUUUCAAAGACACAACACACACCGCUGGCACUACUGCCUGCCUCGUGCGUAACAACACCACAGUUUUACUCUUCCACUUGCUCCAACAGUAUCCCUUAGACACCCAUGCUAUUACGGGCUGUAUCACAGGACGAUGAGAGAUGUGGGUCUGUGUGCAGGACUGGUUUUAGGACGUAUGAUUGACCCCAUGCCCCCUUUAGCAUGGUGCAGUAUUUCUAGACCUUUUCCCUGGUUGUGGCCACAGCAGAGGCCAAUGUUUACACAUGCGUAUUGGUUUCAGGUCAGUGAGGAAGCCUGGUCUGUCAGGAUAUCUCUACUCUGUAUGUAUGUGCUGUGUGUAUGUAUGUGCUGUAUUAUUGCCCACUGGGCAUUUCUACUCAUCUACUAUCAACUGGCUGCUUUUAUACUCUUUAUUAUUAUGAUGGUUGUUAUUAUUAUUAAUAUGACGAUCACUAUUAUUUACAUUGUUAUUGUUAUUAUCAUUACUAUUGUUAUAAUUAUAAUCAUUAUUAUUAUUAUUAUUCGUAGGGUUUAUAUAUGUGCUUUUUGACUACAGUACAUGCCUCAUUUUGAAUCGACCUGCGUGAUUCUUAUUAAGGAUUUUUCAGUUCCCUGGUUUACUGCUUAGACCUAUUGAAGAUUAAAACACCCUUGUGCUGAUCACACUCUCCAGGAACUCAGCCUUCACAGGGUCGACUCUGUUUGAGUCAGGGACUGGGGGGUUCAGUGGGCAGACGGGGAACUGCUUUAGUUGCAUGCAGUGUGGUAUGAUGACGCUCCCCGCCUUCUGUUCUCUUGCCACAGAUAACACAACAUGCUAUCCUUUAAAAAAAAACAGUCACUGAUUGUUUUGUAUUUCAUUCAUGGUGGGGAAUGUUCCUUUAGGGUAGCCUUGUCUUCUGAGUAAAGUGGCAGGGAGUUUGUUUUUCUCUUUUUAAGCUUAUUUGACAAACAGCUUAUUUUCUUCUGCUUUUAAAAAAAAUCCCCUCUUUGAA
Molecule: messenger RNA, 4809 nt
Organism: Esox lucius (northern pike)
Lineage: Eukaryota; Metazoa; Chordata; Actinopteri; Esociformes; Esocidae
Gene: smpd3
Product: sphingomyelin phosphodiesterase 3
Exons: 8
Coding region: 543-2516 (657 amino acids)
Biological process (GO): sphingomyelin metabolic process
Cellular component (GO): cytoplasm; extracellular region
Molecular function (GO): sphingomyelin phosphodiesterase activity
Source: RefSeq, a predicted model, not a curated record